Messenger RNA from Cyprinodon tularosa, 1399 nucleotides. RefSeq names its product keratin, type I cytoskeletal 13-like. Bases 54 to 1361 code for a protein of 435 amino acids. Lineage: Eukaryota; Metazoa; Chordata; Actinopteri; Cyprinodontiformes; Cyprinodontidae. The transcript has 7 exons. The record is from RefSeq and is a predicted model, not a curated record. Gene Ontology annotation, molecular function: structural molecule activity.
CCUCUCCUGCAUUCUCUUCUCCUCUCCAACCAGAGCUGCAGAACUUCUCCACCAUGUCUUCAACGUACUCCAUGCGCUCUGCCUCCUACUCUGGAGGGAGCCGCCUCGGCUCCAUGAGGGCCCCCAGUGUGUACGGUGGUGCUGGGGGUACUGGGGUCCGGAUCUCAAGCAGCACCGCUUCCAGAAGCUUUGCCUCUGGUGGCGGAGCAGGCUUUGGUGGCGGAGCAGGGUUUGGUGGCGGAGCAGGGUUUGCCUCUGGUGGUGGGGCUGCCUUUGCAUCUGGUGGGGGCUUCGACCUGUCCGACGCCCAUGACCUCUCUGAGAACAAGAAGGCCGCCAUGCAGAACCUGAAUGACCGUCUGGCUUCCUACCUGGAGAAGGUACGCAAGCUGGAGGCCGCCAACACUGAUCUUGAGAAGAAGAUAAGGGAAUUCCUGGAGAAGAAGGCAACACCUGAGAGCCAAGACUACUCUAAAUUCCUCACAAUCAUCAAAGACCUGCAGAACCAGAUCAUUGAUGCUACCACCAAUAAUGGAUCUCUGUACCUGGCCAUCGAUAACGCCAAGUUAGCUUCUGAUGACUUCAGGGUCAAGUACGAGAACGAGCUAGCCAUGCGCCAGAGCGUGGAGGGUGACAUCGCCGGACUUAAGAAGCUCCUGGAUGAACUGACCCUGGCCAGAUCUGACCUGGAGAUGCAGAUUGAGUCUCUGAGAGAAGAACUCAUCUAUCUUAAAAAGAACCACGAGGAGGACCUGCUGGCCAUGAGGUCCCAGGUGGGCGGUCAGGUCAACGUGGAGGUAGAUGCCGCACCUCAGAUAGAUCUCGCCGCCAAAAUGGCUGAAAUCAGAGAACACUACGAGAGUGUCGCCAGCAAGAAUCGCAAAGAGCUAGACAACUGGUUCCAGAGCAAGUCUGAGGACCUGAACAAAGAGGUAGCCGUGAGCACAGAGAUGCUCAAAUCAUCUCGCUCUGAAAUCACAGAAAUCAAACGAACACUACAGGGUCUGGAGAUCGAACUGCAGUCUCAACUCAGCAUGAAAGCAUCUCUGGAGGGAACUCUGGCAGAAACACAGAACAGGUAUGCCAACAUGCUAGCAGGCUACCAGGACCAGGUCUCAGCUCUGGAGGAGCAGCUGAUGCAGCUGAGGUCCGACUUGGAUCGCCAGAAACAGGAAUAUACCAUGCUGCUGGACAUUAAGACCAGGCUGGAGAUGGAGAUCGCAGAGUACAGGAGGCUGCUGGAUGGAGAGGAAUCAGGCUCCUCCUCCUUCUCCACUACAACCACCACUCGGAGGGUGGUGAUCGUCACCAAAGAGGUUAAUGAGGAUGGAGAAGUCACAACCGAAACGACGGAGUAUUGAUGAGAUGUCAAACACCAAUAAAACUCUGCUGAUGAAUA